AUGGAACUGGUCGAUAUUACUGGUCCCAUUUCUGAUGUUGCGGACGAUUCUUCUGAGAGACAACGCCAAUACCAAAAUUACCUACGUGGAUCAGAAUCACCAAUGCUCGAGAAAGGUGAACUCCGGGGCGAAUACCCGUUCGUGAACAAACAACAUUCCGGAAGAUCCAAAAAGACCCGGUCUAUUCUUUCGAUCAUCAUGGUCACUGCUCUUUUGAUGAGCUACUUUGUGAUACAGAUUGCGUGCCAAAUGCAUUCUUCGCCUCAACCAAGACACUUCAUCCUUGAAGAAUCGGAAUCGAGCACAGUUUUGCCAACUAAUGAUGAUUCCGCACCAGACAUUUUAUCAACUUUCUCUCCGCAAGCUUUCGGAGAUAGUGACCAAGAUUUCACCAAUGCUGCAAGCGGCCAAAGGAUGAAAGCUAUCGAAGAUCACUACAACAGAGUUGCACAUCUUCUUUCCGAGUAA
Molecule: messenger RNA, 468 nt
Organism: Ogataea philodendri
Lineage: Eukaryota; Fungi; Ascomycota; Pichiomycetes; Pichiales; Pichiaceae
Exons: 2
Coding region: 1-468 (155 amino acids)
Source: RefSeq, a predicted model, not a curated record